This is a messenger RNA of Nannospalax galili (Upper Galilee mountains blind mole rat), 6260 nucleotides long. It is a transcript of the gene Tp53bp1, whose product is annotated as tumor protein p53 binding protein 1. The coding region runs from base 124 to 6093 and encodes 1989 amino acids. Gene Ontology annotation, cellular component: nucleus. Gene Ontology annotation, biological process: positive regulation of transcription by RNA polymerase II; DNA damage checkpoint signaling. The transcript is spliced from 28 exons. Gene Ontology annotation, molecular function: histone binding. Lineage: Eukaryota; Metazoa; Chordata; Mammalia; Rodentia; Spalacidae. The record is from RefSeq and is a predicted model, not a curated record.
GGAAAAGGGGGAGUUCGGGGCCGGUGGUGGCGGUGGCUACAGUGGCGACCUGGGGAUCGACCUGGAGGGGCCUGGGGAGCGUGCAGAGACCUCUAGUUCCAGCGCGAGGGACCUCCCGCCGGGAUGCCAGGGGAGCAGAUGGACCCUACUGGAAGUCAGUUGGAUUCGGAUUUCUCUCAGCAAGAUACUCCUUGCCUGAUAAUUGAAGAUUCUCAACCUGAAAGCCAAGUUCUGGAAGAUGAUUCUGGUUCUCACUUCAGUAUGCUGUCUCGACACCUUCCCAAUCUACAGAUGCACAAAGAGAACCCUGUGUUGGAUAGUGUAUCUAAUACUGAACAAACAGCUUCAGAAGUGCAAGGAGACAGUAAUAGUGGGUGCAAUGAACAUUUGAAAGAAGACAAAGCUGCAGACCCUGUGGAAUCUUCUGAUUUGCAUACGUGUGGUUCCGUGAGUCAGGUCAUAGAACAGUUACCUCAGCCAAACAGAAUAAGCAGUGUUCUGGGAGUGUCAGUGGAAGCUGCUCCUCUCUUAGAGGAAGAGAAGGAAGAGUUGGAAGAGAAGGAAGAAGAGUUGGAAGAGGAGAAAGAAGAGGUGGAAGAGGAUGCUCCAGAUGAUAAUGCACGCUCCCUUGGUGUUGAAGAUUCUGCUUCGUCACAGUUGGGCUUUGGGGUUCUGGAACUGUCCCAGAGCCAGGAUAUUGAAGAACACAUUGUGCCGUAUGAUGUGAACAAAGAGCAUCUGCCAUCAGUGACCACCAACUCCACUUCUGUUAGGCUGCCUGAUGUGGAUGCAAAUGCUGCAAUUCAACAUAAAAAACAAUCUAGUGAUGAUAUCUCCAUGACAGAACAGCCCAACAAAGACAUCCCUAUGACAGUACAUCCCUGUAAACGUGUUCAUGUGAUAGAAGAGCAAAAUCUGCCACCUCCAAGGUCAGAAGACUUGCCCUCUAGUCCCAAAGUUUCUGCUUCUACUUUGGAAACAAAAGAACAAGUGUCUGCUCAAGAACUUCUGGAAAGUGGACUGCAGAUUCAAAAAUCAUCAGAGCCUGAGGGUUUGUCAACUCAGGAAGACUUGUUUGACCAGAGCAAUAAGACAGAAGAUUCUGAUGGUUGUUCUACUCCUUCAAGGGAGGAAGGUGGGUGUUCUCUGGCCUCCACACCUGCUACCACUCUGCAGCUCCUACAGCUGUCUGGUCAGAGGUCCGUUGUUCAGGAGAGUCUUUCCACGAAUUCCUCAGAUCUUGUUGCUCCUUCCCCUGAUGUUUUCCGAUCUACCCCUUUUAUCGUUCCUAGCAGUCCCACAGAACAAGAAGAGAGAAAAGAUGAGCCAGUGGACAUGUCAGUGAUAUCUGAAGGAGAAGGGAUGCCUUUUCAGAAGAAACUUCAAGAGGAUGAACCAGUGGAAAUAGAAAAAGCCCCUGUCUUAUGUCAGCCCACAAGCCUCACACCACAAGCCUCAACACCAGUGUCUCAGAGCACACCAAUCUUCACUCCUGGCUCACUUCCUAUCCCUUCCCAGCCAGAGUUUUCCCAUGAUAUUUUCAUUCCAUCACCAAGUUUGGAAGAGCGAUCAAAUGAUGGGAAGAAAAGUGUAGAUUUACAUAGUUCAUCUUUGACUGUUGAGUGUUCUAAGACUUCAGAGAUUGAACCAAAGAAUUCCACUGAUGAUCUUGGGCUCUCCUUGACAGGGGAUUCUUGCAAGUUGAUGCUUUCUACAAGUGAGUAUAGUCAAUCCUCAAAGGUGGAGAGCUUGAGUUCUCCCAGGAUUGAGGAAGAUGCAGAAAACACGCAAAUUGAAGAUACCCAACCCUUGUCUCCAGUUACCAAUUCUAAACUUGUUCAUGCUGAAAAUAAUAUCCUAAUGAAUCCAGCACAAGAUGGCCAAGUAGAACUGAUUGAGAAUGAUGAUAAAACAAAAGGAGAUGACACAGAGAACAGAGAUGACUUGAGUAUUGUAGCUUCUGCUUGCAAAGGCAGAGAAGAGACUGUUGCUGAAGAUGUUUGUAUUGAUCUCACUUGUGAUUCGGGUAGUCAGGCAGUUCCUUCUCCAGCUACUCGGUCUGAGGCACUUUCUAGUGUCUUAGAUCAGGAGGAAGCUAUGGAUAUUAAAGAACACCAUCCAGAAGAGGGGUCUUCAGGUUCUGAGGUAGAGGAAAUCCCUGAGACUCCUUGUGACAGUCUCAGAGAAGAACCCAAAGAAGAAACUAUAGAGAGAAUUCCGUUGCACCUUUCUCUGACCGAAACUCAGUCCCAGGGGAUGUGUCUUCAGAAGGAAUUCCCCAAACCAGAAUGCCCAGAAUCUAUGGAAGUUGAAAGCAGUGUGAUUAGUAUCGACUCCCCGCAAAAGCUGCCAGUUCUGGACCAGGAAUUAGAACACAAGGACCCAGAAACAUGGGACGAAGCUACUUCAGAGGAUUCCAGUGUUGUUAUUGUUGAUGUAAAGGAGCCGUCUCCUAGAGUUGAUAUUUCUUGUGAACCUUUGGAGAGAAUAGAGAAAUGCUCAGACUCCCAGUCAUGGGAGGAUGUUGCUCCAGAAAUAGAACCAUGUGCUGAGAAUAGAUUAGCACCCCAGGAGGAAAAAACUACAGAAUAUGAUGGAGAUAUAAAAGCAGUUACUGCAGAAAAAGAGCCCGUAGAGGAAGACUCUCCACAGCCCCUCUUGCCGGUAGUGAGAGCACAUGAACCUCCCAGACCUGACCAGGAGAUGCAGCAGCCCCAGCUUCAAGACAAAGUAGAGAACUCAUUAACAGAAGACUUAAAGCUGGCUAAUGCCAAGCAACUAGGUUCAGAUGGAGCAUCGCAGCAGCUUGAGAAGGCCCCUGCCCGCACCUCACAAAGCUUCUGUGAAAGUUCUAGUGAAACCCCAUUUCAUUUUACUUUGCCUAAAGAAGGUGAUAUUAUCCCACCAUUGACUGGCGCGACCCCACCUCUUAUUGGGCACCUAAAAUUGGAGCCCAAGAGACAUAGUACACCUAUUGGAAUUAGCAACUAUCCAGAAAGCACCAUAGCUACCAGUGAUGUCAUGUCUGAAAGCAUGGUGGAGAUCAACGAUCCUGUACUUGGGAGUGAAAAAGUGAAUUCUGGAGCUGCCCCAGAAAUGGAUGAUAAACUAUGCCUGAGAAUGAAGCUGGUUAGUCCUGAGACAGAGGCCAGUGAAGAGUCUUUGCAGUUUAGUCUGGAAAAGCCUGCAGCUGGUGAAAGAAAAAAUGGAUCUCCUGCCCUUGCUGAGGCUGUUGCCAGUCCUCAGAAGACCAUGUCUGUGUUGAGCUGUAUCUGUGAAGCCCAGCAAGAGAAUGAGGCUCAAAGUGAGGAUGCCCGCACUGCACCCAUUAGGGGGAACUUACACCAUUUUCCAAGUAUUCAAGAUGAGGAGAAAGAAAAAUUGGACGAUAACCAAAUGAUCAGGCAGAGUGAACAGCUUGUGAGACCUAUAGGACCUGUCAAAGAUGGUGUUCCUUCUGAGGGCUCUGCUGCUGCUGCUGCUGCUGUUUCCCAGCAGAGGGCUGCACAGGGGCCAUUUAGCUCCCAAGGAGAAGCAAUGGAGAUAGACCUGCCAGAAGGCCAGAAGGAAGGGUGGAAUGCUAAUCAGGAAAAGCCUACUAAGGUCUUGCUUGAAAGGCCCACCCAGAGUAAUAUAGGAAUCCAGACUGUGGAACAUUCCCUGUGUGCCCCAGAAACUGUUUCAGCAGCAACACAAACUGUAAAGAAUGUGUGUGAGCAGGGGACCAGUACAGUGGACCAGACCUCUGGAAAACAAGAUGCCACAGUACAGACUGAGAGGGGGAGUGGUGAGAAACCAGUCAGUGCUCCUGCAGAUGAUACUGAGUCCCUCCACAGCCAGGGAGAAGAAGAAUUUGAUAUGCCCCAGCCUCCACAUGGCCAUGUCUUGCAUCGCCACAUGAGAACCAUUCGGGAAGUACGUACCCUUGUCACCCGUGUCAUCACAGAUGUGUAUUAUGUGGAUGGAACAGAAGUAGAAAGAAAAGUAACUGAGGAGACUGAAGAGCCAAUUGUAGAAUGUCAGGAAUGUGAAACAGAAGUUUCUCCUUCACAGACUGGAGGCUCCUCUGGUGACCUGGGAGACAUCAGCUCCUUCUCCUCCAAAGCAUCCAGCUUACACCGCACAUCAAGUGGGACAAGUCUCUCCGCCAUGCACAGCAGUGGCAGCUCAGGGAGGGGAGCUGGACCACUCAAAGGAAAAACCAGUGGGACAGAACCCACAGACUUUGCUUUACCCAGCUCCCGAGGAGGCCCAGGAAAACUGAGUCCUAGAAAAGGUAUCAGUCAGACAGGGGCGCCAGUGUGUGAGGAAGAUGGCGAUGCAGGCCUUGGCAUCAGACAGGGAGGGAAGGCUCCAGUCACCCCUCGUGGGCGUGGGCGAAGAGGCCGCCCACCUUCUCGGACAACUGGAACUAGAGAAACCGUUGUGUCUGGUCCAUUGGGCAUAGAAGACAUUUCACCUAGCAUGUCACCAGAUGAUAAAUCCUUCACUCGAAUCAUGCCCCGUGUGCCAGACUCUACCAGACGAGCGGAUACAGGUUCUAGUGCUUUGUGCCGGAGUGAUUCUCCAGAGAUUCCUUUCCAGGCUGCUACUGGUUCCUCUGAUGGCUUGGAUGCCUCCUCUCCAGGGAACAGCUUUGUAGGGCUCCGUGUUGUAGCCAAGUGGUCAUCCAAUGGCUACUUUUACUCUGGGAAAAUCACACGCGAUGUUGGUGCUGGGAAGUAUAAAUUGCUCUUUGAUGAUGGGUACGAGUGUGAUGUGUUGGGCAAAGAUAUUCUCCUAUGUGACCCCAUCCCACUGGAUACUGAAGUGACAGCACUCUCGGAAGAUGAGUAUUUCAGUGCAGGAGUGGUGAAAGGACAUAGGAAGGAGUCUGGAGAGCUGUACUACAGCAUUGAGAAAGAAGGCCAAAGGAAGUGGUAUAAGCGAAUGGCUGUCAUCCUGUCCUUGGAGCAAGGAAACAGACUGAGAGAGCAGUAUGGGCUUGGCCCAUAUGAGGCUAUCACACCCCUCACAAAAGCAGCAGAUAUCAGCUUAGACAAUUUGGUGGAAGGUAAGCGGAAACGGCGCAGCAACAUCAGUUCCCCAGCCACCCCCCCUGCCUCUAGCAGCAGCACAACACCUACCCGUAAAAUCACAGAAAGUCCUCGGGCUUCUGUGGGAGUUCCAUCAGGCAAAAGGAAGCUUCCUGUUUCUGAAGGGGAACGGUCCCCUGCCAAGCGAGGCCGCAAGUCUGCCACUGUGAAACCUGGGGCAGUGGGAGCAGGAGAGUUUGUGAGCCCCUGUGAGAGUGGAGACAACACAGGUGAACCUGUCCUGGAAGAGCAGAGAGGGCCUUUGCCCCUCAACAAGACUUUGUUUCUGGGCUAUGCCUUUCUCCUCACCAUGGCCACAACCAGUGACAAGCUGGCCAGCCGCUCCAAACUGCUAGAUGGUCCUACAGGAAGCAGUGAGGAAGAGGAAGAAUUUUUAGAAAUUCCUCCUUUCAACAAGCAUUAUACAGAAUGCCAGCUUCGAGCAGGAGCUGGCUAUAUCCUUGAAGACUUCAAUGAAGCCCAGUGUAACACAGCCUACCAGUGUCUCCUAAUUGCUGAUCAGCACUGUCGAACCCGGAAGUACUUCCUGUGCCUUGCCAGUGGGAUUCCAUGUGUGUCUCAUGUCUGGGUCCAUGACAGUUGCCAUGCCAACCAGCUCCAAAAUUACCGUAAUUAUCUGUUGCCAGCUGGGUACAGCCUUGAGGAACAAAGAAUUCUGGAUUGGCAACCCCGUGAAAACCCUUUCCAGAAUCUGAAGGUACUCUUGGUAUCAGAUCAACAACAGAACUUCCUGGAGCUGUGGUCUGAGAUCCUCAUGACUGGGGGGGCGGCCUCUGUGAAGCAGCACCAUUCAAGUGCCCAUAAUAAAGACAUUGCUUUAGGGGUGUUUGAUGUGGUGGUGACAGACCCUUCAUGCCCAGCCUCAGUGCUGAAGUGUGCUGAAGCAUUGCAGCUGCCUGUGGUGUCACAAGAGUGGGUGAUCCAGUGCCUCAUUGUUGGGGAGAGAAUUGGAUUCAAGCAGCAUCCAAAAUAUAAACAUGAUUAUGUUUCUCACUAAAGAUACUUGGUCUUACUGGUUUUAUUCCUUGCUAUGGUGGAGAUUGUGUUUUAAUCAGGUUUUAAGUGUGUCUUGUGUGUAACUGUAUUUUGCAUGGAUCUUGUACAUAGUUUUAUUUGCUGGACUUUUAUGAUAAAAUAAAUGUUGAAUUUCUUUGGUUGUAGUAA